Messenger RNA from Pogona vitticeps (central bearded dragon), 3674 nucleotides. NCBI's taxonomy places the organism in Eukaryota, Metazoa, Chordata, Lepidosauria, Squamata, Agamidae. The record is from RefSeq and is a predicted model, not a curated record.
AUGGAAAGUGAUAAUGACGAAAGCAAUCAAAAGGGAGAGAAGGACACACAAGUAGCAAUAUUAUCUGAUAUAGAGACGGGACAGCCCAACGAUGAGGUAAACUCACGAGAAGGCCUAAAGACAACACGAGAAGGCCUAAAGACAACGGUGGAGGAACCCAAAAGAGGGCUUGAACCAACUGAUACAUUAAAGCUGAUAAGAAGAACUAUGGAGAGAACUAUAGACUAUAUAUUGAAAGCUGUAAAAGAUCUAUCUGCAUUUCUGGAAAAAAUUUCCCCCCUAAUGAAGAGCCUUGACAGAAUGGAAAAUCUAGUUCCUGUAAAUAACAACGCAGACCUACUUGAAAAAACACCAGAAGUGGAGCAGGCAGCUGCUGACAUGGCUCCCAAGAAGCCUGCUUCUGCAGAAGCCAGGAAGAUGACGAAGGAGAAGAUUACCCUUGAGAUGAAGAAGGAGAUAAUCAGGAAGUAUAACAGAGGCACGCGAAUUGUGGACAUCGCCAGGGAGUACGGGAGGAAUCCAUCCACCAUCGGGACCAUCAUGACGAUGAGGGAGAAGAUCCUUGCCACAGAUGUAGCCAAGGGAGUCACCAGGAUCAUAGAGGGAGAUGGCAGAUGGAGGAGGAAGGAUUUUGUACCACUUUAUCAAGAUUUUGAAAACUUUUAUACAAGAAACCUGUACAUGAGAAUAAGGGACAACUGGAAUCGCCCUAUCUGCAGUGCUCCAGGACCAAAAUUCAACCUGUUGGAACGUGUUUCAGAUGACUACAACUGGACAUUUAGGUUCACUGGCAGGAUAAUUAAGGAUGUCAUCAACAUGGGUUCAUAUAACUACCUCGGCUUUGCAGAAACGGACCCCAAUGCUUUGAAAACUGUGAACGCUAUGUUACAUAAAUAUGGCACAGGAGUAUGUAGCACCAGACAGGAAAUGGGAAACCUAGAUAAACAUGUGGAGUUAGAAAACCUGGUGGCACAGUUCCUGGGCGUCGAAGCAUCUAUGGCAUUUGGCAUGGGAUAUGCCACGAAUUCUAUGAAUAUUCCAGCAUUGGUUGGGAAGGGAUGUCUUAUUUUAAGUGAUGAAUUGAACCAUUCUUCACUUAUUCUUGGUGCACGGCUCUCAGGUGCUACAAUCAGAGUCUUUAAACAUAAUAAUAUACAGAGCUUAGAAAAACUAUUGAGGGACGCAGUAAUACAUGGACAGCCUCGAAAUCGAAGAGCAUGGAAAAAAAUUCUUAUUCUUGUUGAGGGCAUUUACAGCAUGGAAGGCUCCAUUGUACGCUUGCCAGAGAUAGUUGCGUUGAAGAGAAAAUACAAAGCCUACCUCUACUUGGAUGAAGCCCACAGCAUAGGUGCUGUUGGCCCAACGGGCCGGGGAGUUGUGGAAUACUUUGGAAUGGACCCCAGUGACAUUGAUGUAUUGAUGGGCACAUUCACCAAAAGCUUUGGAGCAGUCGGAGGAUACAUUGCUGGGAGAAAGGAACUAGUGGACUAUUUACGAGUUCACUCCCAUAGCUCCACGUACGCCACAUCUAUGUGUCCUCCUGUAGCAGAACAAAUAAUAAGAGCAAUGAAAUCCCUAAUGGGACUAGAUGGAGCCAAACAAGAACUUCAGAGAGUCCGCCAGUUAUCAGAAAAUACAAGGUACUUCAGACGAAGAUUGCAUGAACUAGGCUUCAUUAUUUAUGGCAACGAGGAUUCUCCUGUUGUCCCUUUGCUCCUUUACAUACCUGGAAAAAUAGGGGCUUUCUCCAGACGCUUGUUAGCCAAAUAUAUUGGGGUGGUGGUGGUUGGCUUCCCAGCCACCCCCAUCACAGAAUCCAGGGCUCGCUUUUGUGUAUCAGCUGCUCAUACACGGGAGAUGUUAGACACGGUUCUGGAAGCUUUGAAUGAACUGGGUGAUUUUUUGCAGCUGAAAUAUUCCCGACACUCCAGGUCAUCUCGUCCUGAACUGUACGAUGAAACAAGCUUUGAACUUGAAGAUUAAGCAUCCCUCCCAUGGAGAACCAUUAUGAUGUUAUGAGGGGAGGGGGAAUGGGGACCUAAACAAUAAGGAUGCAUUUCUUCUUUUCUAAGGACACAUUUUGCUUCACAGUUAAUUGAACCAAAAGAAGUUCUGUAUAUGUUACAGGGUUGGAUUCUGUGUGCAAAGGACUGGAAUAUUGCUACAGAUUCAUACCAAGGAAUAGAAGUUUUAGUAUUAUUAUCUUACACAAAAGACUUUAUUCCAUUAAGUUAAUUGCUACUGUGCAGAUUUUGUUACGGGCCUUUUUAUGAGAAGUCUUUGAAUAGUUCUUAAUUAUGAUUACAGUAAAUAUUUUAGAAGAAUGACUUGAAAUUUAGCAUGUUGGUUGAAGAAAAAAAUGUACUUUUUGAACUGGCUUUCACUUGUAGAGCAGCGCUUCUUCUUUGGAGUUCAUGUGAAUUUUGGCAACGGGAAAUGGCUAGCAAACAUCUCUUGGCCUAACUGGUAGGUAAACAGAUGCCUACCGGAGAAGCACUGGUCAUUCAAAAUUCGACUUAACAUUAACAAUUGCCAGCAAAAACGUAUGAGGGAUUGGGAAAGGUUGCCACUCCUUUUUGCCCAGUUGUGUUUUUUUCUAAAUGGUUUUUAAACAGUUUUUGAUAAAAUUUGGCAAUGGGUGGAGGCCAACGAAAAUGUCAGUUUUGAUUUUUACACAAUUAGUGCAUUGAAUUAUUUUAUAUUUAAAGCCAGCAACUCUUUUCUACUUGUUUGAUCUUACAGCAGGUGUUUUCAUACAGAGCUUUAAGAAACUUUAACUAGUUUGCAGUCUGAGUUGUUUUACAGUUUAGGAAUGGGGCACAUUAUAUUUUUGGACUACAACUCCCAAUACCCCUGGUGGUCCUGCUGCUCAGAUCAUUUUGGGAGUUGUCUUAAAAAGUAAUGUUUCUCUUCUCUGUUUACAGUACACAAAAAUAGAACUGAUAUUUAAAAGCACAUUUCCCCUUUACAUGCUAGGGAAUUUACAGGCUAGGGAACGCCUAGCUGUGAGUAAAGAACACUUUUACUUUUAAUUACACCGAAUAUGAUACUCAAGGAGCUUGCUUUUUGUGGCUGCUUCACCUGUUACUGAGAAAUCUUGGGUAUUGUUGUUUCUAUGAAGUAUACUUAACACAGUUGGAGAUAGUUAGUCAGUGUCUUUGCUUGGCUGUGAGAUGUAUAUAUCUCCAUUUUGUAAAAUGUUUAAAUAUCCAUUUUAGGAGCAUAACCAAUCAUCUGAAAAGGCACAGGAGACAGGAAACAAAUUGACUAUUCUUACAUGCAUUGUACCAACUUGGAUCUGAAACAGUUCUCCAGUCUUAGUACUUAAGGCCCUCGAAGUCUUUGUAGCUUUUAAUAAAUAAUAGUGAAGUAACUGUGGUUGAAAGUCACUUCUGUAGUUUUUGAGGGAGCUGCAAACUAUUCUGGAAUAUCUGAUAGUGCUGUAAACACGUCCGAUCAAGAGAUGGUUAGUUUUCUGUUACACAGAUGUAUUUUGCUUUCAUGUUUUUGAAUGCUGUGGUAUCCACUUAACCCACAGCUGCAAAAUUAGAUUUAAGAACAGAGCAAUUAAAUUGUGGAAUAGCAAUUACAGUAUACGACUCCCCUGCUUGUUAAAGGAGCUUUGAGGAUAAAGCAAGGCUGAUUAGUUAUGAGAUCCCUUUUUGUUGUUCAAC